Didymella exigua CBS 183.55 is the source of this 1506-nucleotide messenger RNA. RefSeq lists its product as uncharacterized. The coding region runs from base 32 to 1081 and encodes 349 amino acids. The record is from RefSeq and is a predicted model, not a curated record. The transcript is spliced from 2 exons. Lineage: Eukaryota; Fungi; Ascomycota; Dothideomycetes; Pleosporales; Didymellaceae.
AACGCCUUCUUCUCGUGAUUAUCUGUGUUACAUGCGUCUCCACCCAUGCACAGCUCAACUGCCCUCCAAAUUCGAAACCAUCACACUGUCAGCUGCUUACGUUCAGCCUGCGAUGUCCCAACCCGGCGCACCUCCACCGACAUUUGCGUCUGGACGCUACUCGAAGCGCAAGCGAACCCAGGUCAACUACCGCAUAGAAAAGCUGGGUGUUGACAAGACCGAUGCCGAGUCGGAGGAAGAGGUCGUGAGGGCAAAGAAGCCACGCAAGCCUGCAGCAUCGAGACCGCUUCCUAAACGCAAUUUCUUUCCCUUCCUCCAGCUGCCAGCAGAGAUACGCAACAUGAUCUACUCUUACGCGCCCAUGGAUCCAUCGGACAUCAAGUUCGUCGCAGUCCAACGCAGCAAGCGCCGUUGUGCAGAGAGCGUCUCGACUAAGUCCCUUAGACAGGCUACUGGUAGCAGGUUAUACUAUCAGUCGCACAGGAUCAACAACAACGCUAAAGAACAGGCCACAGAGCUAGUUCUCUCCCUUUUUGCUGUGAAUAAGCAAGUUUAUCAUGAAGGGUGCGAUAUCUUGUACAGCAACGAACUUAUCUUUGCAGAUCCAAUUGCUCUCUACUCUUGUAUGAUUAACCUUGACCCUAGCAUCAGCGCUUCACGCCUUAAGAUUAUGCGCCUUAAAGGAUGGGGCUAUGGUAGCACAUUGAGAGCAUACAAUAACGCCUGCUUCGCCGUCCUGAUCUGGGCCAACAACCUGAAGAAGUUCUACAUCGACUGCAGCGUUGGCCAGUGCCGCGAAUCCGAGAACGCUGCCCAGCAGACCUGCCGCGACGCAUUCCCUUGGCUCGAAGCUGUUGGUCGCAAAAAGGCGAGGUUCGAUGCCGCUCUCGACGUGCUGGAAGUAUCUAGUGAGAGCUUGGCACGAAAUCACUGGAGCAACCCGCAGGAUCGCUCGGGUGCACAGAGGCGCAUGGCGUUCAACAAAGAGCUGGGCAGGACCCUCGAGCUACAACAGAAGCGUGUCGUGGUCAACAAAUCCGUAAAGAAGAGGAAGGUCGCGAAGGUCAGCGGCAUCACUUAGCGUCAAGGGCACCGACUAAGUAUUCGCUAGGAUUGUCGUUCGGUUUAUCAGGGCGCACCACUCUAUCUGCUACCUACACCAACAUUAUAGGGUUCUGCUACUGGCGCGCCAAUAUGGAGUUCGCCAAUGCCAGCACUAAGAUCAUGGCUGGCCUGCUUAUCAGUACAUCUUUCAUUUCUGUCGCUACAUGAGGGUACUGGCAAAUUUCGGCCGUGUAGUAAUCAGUUCGGGAAUACUAUUUUGUCGCGCGCUGCCGCGCGCUCGGCCUCGUGAGGCUCAAGCCUCUCAUGAGCCACGAGCUCCCAUCUUCGUAUUGGCUGGGCCACGUGAUCGCUCAUCUCUCCUCUGUAUAGAUACACGUGUCAUCUUCUCGAUUGCAAGGACAGUGGUCUCACACAAUAGAUCACCGGAAUACUUGCUCUCCA